AAAUUUCUAUGUCAGCAAUCUAACCGUAAAAUGUCAAAGUUCUGUUUUGGAAAACGUCAAAACAGUACAAAAUAUCAACAAAACAACUCAUCAAUUGCAGCGACAAUUGAUAAUGGAUAAUGAGAAUUCAUUGAUAUAUGGUUUGGAAUUUCAGGCCAGAGCACUAGCCCCAAUAUUAGCUGAAACAGAAAAACUGAAAUUUAUAAUAGGAACUCAGUCAUUGAAACAAUCUAACAAUCAAAUCCAUUUGGUGGAAUUCAAUGAAGAAGAGUCUGUAUUAAAACCCCAGUUAUUUCACCAUACAGAGGGUGAAGUAUGGAGAAUAACAUCCAGUGCUGUAGAUGCUUCUAAAAUUGCUGUUUGUUACAAUUCAAUCAUAGAUGAGAGUACUUGUGCUAUGAAGAGCCAUGUAUUGAAAUUGCCAGAAAACUAUGACUCUAAUAUAAUCGAUAACUUGGAAGUAUCCAAUAAACUGGACAUACCCAGCAACGAUGUUAAAACUACUGAAUUUCACCCCACCAAUGAAACUAGGGCUGCCUCUGUUACAGAGAAUAAAAUUUUAUUAUGGGAUCUUUCAGAUUUUAACGCUAGACCUAUAUCUGAGAUCCAGUUAGAAACUAAAAAUAAUCUGAAGUAUUCACUUGGUAAAUGGAAUCCCCAUCAAAAUUGUAAUCAAUUUUCAGCAUUAACAGAAACACAUUUGAAAACUUAUGAUGUAAGGACUGGUGAUAUAGCAUGGAGUAUUGAUUGUUGUCACAGGAUUUUUGUAAGAGAUAUUGAUUACAAUAUGAACAAGCAGUAUCACAUAGCUACUUGUGGUGAUGAUAGCUUUCUCAAAAUUUGGGAUUAUAGACAAACUGCCAAUCCAAUUUUCUCGAGAAGCGAUCAUACUCAUUGGAUCUGGUCAGUACGUUUCAACCCAUUCCAUGACCAACUAAUAUUAACUGCUAGUACAGAUGGGCGGGUGCUUCUCUCAAGUGCUGCAAGUGUCAGCUCGGAAAACGUAAUUGAAAGUUGUCUUACAGAAGAAAGCAACGAACUUGAAGCCAAACAGAUAUUAUCAGAUGGCCCCCUUCAAUGGUGUGAGCAUGAAGACAGCGUUUACUGUGCCGAAUGGUCACCAGCAGAGCCCUGGAUUUUUGCUUCGUUAAGUCAUGAUGGAAGAUUAUUGAUAACAAGGGUUAAGAAGUCUUUGAAAUAUCAAAUAAUGUUAUGAAUAUUAAACUGAAAUGUUUUAAAUAUGUCAAUAUAGAAAUAAAACAAUAAAGAUUCACUA
Molecule: messenger RNA, 1276 nt
Organism: Coccinella septempunctata (seven-spotted ladybird)
Lineage: Eukaryota; Metazoa; Arthropoda; Insecta; Coleoptera; Coccinellidae
Product: EARP-interacting protein homolog
Exons: 6
Coding region: 113-1216 (367 amino acids)
Biological process (GO): protein ubiquitination
Molecular function (GO): protein binding
Source: RefSeq, a predicted model, not a curated record